Onthophagus taurus is the source of this 2328-nucleotide messenger RNA. Its product is annotated as keratin-associated protein 16-1. Gene Ontology annotation, cellular component: cytoplasm. Lineage: Eukaryota; Metazoa; Arthropoda; Insecta; Coleoptera; Scarabaeidae. Gene Ontology annotation, biological process: actin cytoskeleton organization. The record is from RefSeq and is a predicted model, not a curated record.
ACAUAUUUCGUGUUGUAGUUUAAUACUGUUUAGUUAAAAUAAGAAAGUUUUUUAUUUUUUCUUCUUUGUUUUACUGGAACUUCUAACAUAGCCUAUAAAAGAAACGUCAAUUGAGUAGUUAGGGUGAACUUUUCAAUCAUAGAUGGCGUUAGUAAGAUUUUAAAGAAAUUAAUUUAAAAGUUUUUUUCGAUCAAAUUAUCUUAAAUCACGAUUUUAAAAGUGUCAAAGUAAUUCAAAAGCGUCAAAAUUUAAUGUGUAUAAAUUCUUUUUCUCAAAGAAGAUCCUAAUCGUUAUUAAUAUCGACGAUAAUCUCAAAUUUCGGCCGAGUUCCAUUUAUUUCUUUUCAUUUUCCUGUCAUAUUACAUUUAUUAUUAAUUUACCGACACAAAGAAAAUAAGAAUUAAUACGGCCGUAAAGGAGUAGAAGCAGAGCGGCGAGUUUCUUUUUAGAUGGACAUGUAAAAUGAGUUGUUGUGGCCGUUGUGGCAGAGAGGUUCAUUGUUCCGACCAAAAAAUCGCCCUGGGAAAAGCCUGGCACACAUUCUGUUUCAGUUGCUAUAAGUGCAGAAAAUUAUUGGAUAAGUGUAGUGUGUACACGUUACAAGGAGAGCUAUUCUGUUGCGCUUGCUACCAAGCGUGCAUCUGCAAUCCGUGCUUCAUUCAAGAGUUGCAGUGCAGACAAACGUGUUGUGGCCCUUGCAAACCCUGCUUGCCUUGUUGCGUACCUUGGACGCCCCCUUGCAAACCUUGCAAUCCUUGCGAACCUUGCAGACCUUGCAAUCCUUGUGAUCCCUGCAAACCUUGUAACCCUUGUGAUCCCUGCAAACCUUGUAACCCUUGUGAUCCCUGCAAACCUUGUAACCCUUGCGAUCCUUGUAAUCCCUGCAAACCUUGCAAGCCUUGUAAACCUUGCAAUCCUUGCAAUCCUUGUAAUCCCUGUAAUCCUUGUAAUCCCUGUGAUCCUUGUAAUCCUUGUAAUCCUUGUGACCCUUGUAAUCCUUGCAAUCCUUGUAAUCCUUGUAAUCCUUGUAAUCCUUGCAAUCCUUGUAACCCUUGUAAACCGUGUAAUCCGUGUAAUCCUUGUUGCGCUCCAACUUGCAUUAGAAUCGUUCCUUGCAGUCCAAAAGCACCUUAUCGAAAACGUUGCGGAACAUCUUGCGGACCUUGCCGCCCUUGCAAUCCGUGCGAUCCUUGUAACCCUUGUACGAGUCCGGUUCCUUGCGUGCCUUGCAGAAAUCCUUGUUGCAGCUGUUGCGGGAAAAAAAUUUGCGAAUAUCUCUGUCCGACCGAUAAUUACUGCUUAAGAAGAUCCUGCCCGCCACCGAAGUGUGCCCCGAAAACGCUUUGCCUGGCGUUGAAACGAUCAUUAUCUUCGUAUUCGAGCUCGUUAUCUUCGGCGUCUUUAUCGUCGACCAAGUCUUCGAGAUUGUUGGUUACGAUUAGUCAGGUUACGAUGCCUAGGUGCAGAUCUUGCAGCCCGAAAAUACAUUGUGGGCCACCUCCGGUGGUUCCCCCUGGAUGUUGUCCUCAACAACCUGGGUCAACUUGCGCGGCGCCAUCUCCAAGAGAAACUACGAAUUAUUAUAAUCGACAUCAUGAUAAAAUUAUUGAAGACGGCUGUAAAGGAUCUUGUUAUUGUCCAGAAAACUGUUGUUGUCCCCAUAAAGGAAUCCGAGGUAGAUUCGCUUGCCCGACAUCGUGCGAUCCCUGCGCCAAAGUGGAUUGUUGUCCGGGAAAGUGUUGCGGCGGCCCGCGGCGGGGUUGCUGUCCAUCGCCACCGAGGUGUUGUCCCCCGGCGAAAUGUUGUCCGCCGCCGUGUUCACCUUGCUCCACCCCUUAUUGUCCCCCGACACGAAGACCGAUUUGUUAUCCACCGGUGAAAUGUUGUGAGCCGAAUCCGUGCGAAAGGAUUUGUUAUUACCCGUGCCAACCGCCGUGCGCCCCUAAAUAUUGCACGUGUGGUACCCCAAAUCCCUGCGAUUGCGAUUUAAACAUUAAACGGCGACAAGUCGAGGUUGAUAGAGCACCGUGUUGCCGAAGAUGUGGAAGGAAAGUUUACGCCGCGGAAAAGAUUAUGGCUUCCGGUGGAGCGUUUCAUACGUGUUGCUUCUCGUGUUAUUGCUGUCACAAGCCGCUUGAGGUGACUAGUGUCUAUGAGAAUCAAGGAGAAAUUUAUUGUAAACAUUGUUACUCAAAAUACUUCGGAUUAACUGGUUACGGAUAUGGAAUGACUCUUCAGUCGCCGUUGUAAGGUUGUAAAGUUGGGUGGAGAUUUGAAAAUGUAUUUAAAAAAAAUAUAUUAAGGAAUAAAAUGUAUCAGCAAACCUUU